This is a messenger RNA of Papaver somniferum (opium poppy), 1251 nucleotides long. RefSeq names its product gamma-soluble NSF attachment protein-like. Gene Ontology annotation, cellular component: vacuolar membrane; SNARE complex. The record is from RefSeq and is a predicted model, not a curated record. Gene Ontology annotation, molecular function: syntaxin binding; soluble NSF attachment protein activity. Lineage: Eukaryota; Viridiplantae; Streptophyta; Magnoliopsida; Ranunculales; Papaveraceae. The coding region runs from base 93 to 986 and encodes 297 amino acids. The transcript is spliced from 9 exons. Gene Ontology annotation, biological process: intracellular protein transport.
UUCUUUAUAUUGCCAAGAAAGAACAGACAAGGAAAGGAGUACCCAAACCAUACACAGAAGAAAAAAAACCUACCACCUGCUCUCUUUCUCUAAUGGCGACUUCCGAUCCGCAGAAAUUAAUGAGUAAAGCUGACAAAUUAACUAAACUUACUCUUACAAGAUGGAGUGCCGAUUGGCAGAAUGCUACUCAAUUAUAUGAACAGGCUGCUGUUGGGUUCAAGCUUUCUAAAGAUAAUCAGAAUGCGAAAACAGCAUAUGAGAAGGCCUCUAAGGGACAGGAGAUGCUCUCAUCUCCUUGGGAUGCUGCAAAGCAUUUGGAGUCUGCUGGUGCAGUAGCAAAGGACCUUGGCAACUGGAGUGAAGUUUCUGAUUUCUACAGAAGGGCGUCAGAAUUGUACACCGAAUGCGGAAGAUCACAACCAGCAUCAGAUGCUCUUGCAAAGGGUGCUCGUGCUCUCGAAGAAGCCUCCCCUGAUGAAGCUGUUCGGAUGUAUGGCGAUGCUUGUUCCAUCCUUGAAGAAGAUGAAAAGGAGCAAAUGGCCUUCGAUCUGUAUCGUGCUGCGGCGAAUGUUUAUAUAAAGCUUGAGAGGUAUACCGAUGCUGCAACUUUUCUAUUGCGACUGGGCUUAUCAGCUGACCAAUGCAAAGCUACCAACAGUCAGUGCAAGGCUUAUCUUAGUGCAAUAAUAGUCUACCUGUACGCGGACGACUUCAAGCAAGCAGAAAAAUGCUAUAACGAUUGUUCUCAGAUUGAUGCUUUUCUGAGUAGCGAUCAGAACCGGUGUGCUAGCAAACUUCUAUCUGCUUAUGGAGAAGGUGAUGUUGAAGAAAUUAAACGUGUUGCACAGUCGAGUACUGUUACACAUCUCGACCAUAUGAUCAUUAAACUUGCAAGAAAACUUCCCACAGGCGAUGUGAGCAAACACAAAUAUGGAGCAUCAAUGGAUGAGGAAGAGGAACCGUUGAACGAAGAUGAUCUUACCUAGUUUCUUUUUUCCCCACAGAAGUCUUUACAGGAAACACAACAGAAACGAGAACAGAAUAUGGUGUGGUGUUUCAUUAUAUUGUAGAGUUUGGUACUUCUAAAGUAUUAAAGGGAUUGUGUUUAUAAACGUUGAGUUCUGUACUUAUUGUAUUGAGUGGUGUUACAUGAGGAUAAUGAAUACAAGAAGUGGGUAAUUUGCUCGUGUAAUAUUAUUAUCCUCUUACUAGGAUUAAUCCUUGAGCUUAAAAUUAAAACAGUUUUACAGA